AUGGCUAAAGUUUUCGCUGCCUGGAGUCCAGCUUCCAGUGCCCCAGAGAGUCCAGCUUCCAGUACCCCUGAGAUUCCAGCUUCCAGUGCCCCAGAGCCUCAGCCACGUGUCUCCAGAGCCGCAGAGCCUCAGCCACGUGUCUCCAGAGCCGCAGAGCCUCAGCCACGUGGCUCCAGAGCCGCAGAGCCUCAGCCACCUGUUCUGGUUGGGCGCCGUCUGUUUCCUGUUCCCGCUGAGCGUCGUCUGGUUCCUGUGCCCGCUGAGCGUCGUCUGGUUCCUGAGCCCGCUGAGCGUCGUCUGGUUCCUGAGCCCGCUGAGCGUCGUCUGGUUCCUGAGCCCGCUGAGCGUCGUCUGGUUCCUGAGCCUGCUGAGCGUCGUCUGGUUCCUGAGCCUGCUGAGCGUCGUCUGGUUCCUGAGCCUGCUGAGCGUCGUCUGGUUCCUGAGCCUGCUGAGCAUCGUCUGCCUCUUGUUCCUGCUAAGCGCCAUCUGGCUCCUGUUCUGGCAGAGCGCCGUCAGCCACCAGUCCCGGCUGAGCGCCGUCUGCCUCCUGUUCCUGCCAAGCGCCUUCUGGUUCCUGUUUCGGCAGAGCGCCGUCAGCCACUAUUCCCGGCUGAGUGUUGUCUGCUUCCUGUCCUGCCUGAGGCCAUCCCGGCCCCAGUUCCUGGUUCCCUGUCGUCUGAGGCUGUCCAGAGCCCUGUUCCUGGUUCCCCGUUGUCCGAGGCGGUCUGGAGGCCUGUGCCUGGUACCCCGUUGUCCGAGGCCGUCCAGACCCCUGACUCUUUGCUGGAGGCCGUCCAGACCCCAAAUCCUGACUCUUCCCUGGAGGCUGUCCAGACCCCAGAUCCUGACUCUUCCCUGGAAGCCGUCCAGACCCCAGAUCCUGACUCUUCCCUGGAGGCGGUCCGGACCGCAGAUCCUGAUUCUCUGCUGGCGGCCAUCCAGACCCCAGAUCCUGACUACCUGCCAGAGGCCGUCCGGACCCCAGAUCCUGACUCUUUGCCGGGGGCCAUCCAGACCAGAGCUCCUGGUUCCUCGUCUGUCGCCAUCCAGACCAAAGCUCCUGGUUCCUCGUCUGUGGCCGUCCAGACCAAAGCUCCUGGUUCCUUGUCUGUGGCCGUCCAGAACCGGACUCCUGGUUCCUCGUCGGUGGCCGUCCAGACCCAAGCUCCUUAUUCCUCAUCUGUGGCUGUCCAGACCUCUGUUCCUGGCUCCCUGUCAGAGGUCCUGAGGGAGACCUCUGUUCCUGGCUCCCUGUCGGAGGUCCUGACAGAGCCCUCGGCUCCUGGCUCCCCGUCGGUGGUUCUGACCCCCAACUGUGUUCCUGGGAUGCCCCUGGGCCGCCCUCCUGAAUCCUCGUGUCCUCCUGGGCUGCCCCCUGGCCGCCCUCCUGAAUCCUCGUGUCCUCCUGGGCUGCCCCCUGGCCGCCCUCCUGAAUCCUCGUGUCCUCCUGGGCUGCCCCCUGGCCGCCCUCCUGAGUCCUCGUGUCCUCCUGGGCUGCCCCCUGGCCGCCCUCCUGAGUCCUCGUGUCCUCCUGGGCUGCCCCCUGGCCGCCCUCCUGAAUCCUCGUGUCCCUCUGGGCUGCCCCUGGGUCGCCCUCCUGAAUCGUCGUGUCCUCCUGGGCUGCCCCCCGGCCGCCCACCAGAACUCUCGUGCCUCUCUGGGCCGCCUCCAGGCCGCCCACCUGAUCUCUUGUGCCCCUCUGGGCCGCCUCCGGGCCGCCCACCUGAUCUCUCGUGCCCCUCUGGGCCGCCUCUGGGCCGCCCACCUGAACUCUCGUGCCCGUCUGGGCUGCCCCCUGACAGCCCACAUGGACUCUUUGGCCCUCCUCCAGGCCCCCCUCCCACCCACCCUGCUGUUUGA
Molecule: messenger RNA, 1860 nt
Organism: Cheilinus undulatus (humphead wrasse)
Lineage: Eukaryota; Metazoa; Chordata; Actinopteri; Labriformes; Labridae
Product: basic proline-rich protein-like
Exons: 4
Coding region: 1-1860 (619 amino acids)
Source: RefSeq, a predicted model, not a curated record